Messenger RNA from Salvia miltiorrhiza (redroot sage), 2587 nucleotides. Its product is annotated as subtilisin-like protease SBT2.5. The record is from RefSeq and is a predicted model, not a curated record. The transcript has 9 exons. Gene Ontology annotation, biological process: proteolysis. Gene Ontology annotation, molecular function: serine-type endopeptidase activity. Lineage: Eukaryota; Viridiplantae; Streptophyta; Magnoliopsida; Lamiales; Lamiaceae. Bases 73 to 2469 code for a protein of 798 amino acids.
UCCACUGCAUUUCUCCAAGCUAGCUUCUUAAAUAAUUAAUUCUAUCCUAUAUAUUAAUUUAUAUAGUUGGCGAUGAUAUUCAUUUUUGUGAUCAAUAUCCUUCUCUUUUAUUUCACAGCCGAUGCCAAAGUCUUGAUGGUUCUCAUGGAGGACGACCCUCUUCUCACCAAUACGUCACUAAGCGGUGGUGGCGGCGACGCCGAAUUUUACAAGGAGAAAUUGACGCAGCAGCACGACAUUUUCCUUGAAUCGCUACUGGAGAAAGGAUUCUACAUCAAGCUCUAUAGUUAUACUCAUUUGUUGAAUGGCUUUGCAAUCCAUUCAAACAAUCAGGAGGUUGCUCAUCUCCUUGGGAGUGCAAAGGGAGUUAGAUCUGUCCAUGAAGAUACCAAAAUGGAGAAGCUCACAACAUACACACCCGACUUCUUGGAUAUCAACAGCGGCGCUUGGCCAGCCUUAGGUGGAUACGCAGCCGCCGGGAAAGGAGUGGUGAUAGGCCUAAUAGACACCGGAAUCAAUCCCACACAUCCAAGCUUCACCACCGGAGCAUCACCGGCACCUCCUAAAUUUAGCAGGUUCAAGGGAAAAUGCGCGACAGGCGACAAAUUUCCGGAGUCGGCAUGCAAUGGGAAGAUAGUUGGUGCACAAUAUUUUGCAAGAGCAGCAAUUGCAGCAGGAGACUUCAAUGCCACGCGCGAUGUUGCUUCCCCCUUCGACUCCGAUGGUCACGGAAGCCAUACAGCAUCAACAGCAGCGGGAAUUCACAAUAUACCAGUGAUAGUCAAUAACUUCAACUAUGGGUAUGCUAGUGGCAUGGCACCAGGAGCUAGCAUUGCAGUGUAUAAAGCCAUGUUUCCUUUCGGGGGCUACAUGUCCGACGUUGUGGCUGCGGUUGAUCAGGCAGUAGAAGAUGGAGUAGAUAUACUAAGUCUUUCAAUAGGGCCAGCAGGUGUUCCCUCAGGCGCCUCGGCCUUCCUCAACUUGUUAGAACUCGAGCUUCUUUUAGCAACCAAAGCCGGCGUGCUUGUUGUUCAAGCCGUUGGGAAUCGAGGCCCUUCGUCGAGCUCCAUCCUCUCAUUUAGCCCGUGGAUCGCCAGCGUCGCCGCCUCCAUCACCGAUAGGAAGUAUAACAACUCUCUCUUCCUUGGAAACGGCCAACGUUAUACGGGAAUGGGACUAGCACCGCCAACUAUGGGAGGUGUACAUUUCCCACUUGCGGCGGCUGCGGACGUGUGCCGGAGGAACAUCACGGCAGGGCUGGUGGAGAGCUGCCAAAGCGCGGACGCGUUCAUACGAUCCUUGGCUCGCGGCAAACUCAUCAUCUGCACCUACACAUUCGACUUCGAUUCUGAGACAGCAACCAUUUCAAGAGUGGCAGACACUGCACAAGCCAUUGGGGCUGCCGGUUUCAUACUCACCAUGGAUCCCGACAUCGGUGCUGAUCAGAUCAAGGGCGCCUUGCUCACGCUACGCCUCCCCGGAAUCAUUCUAUACAAUAUGGAAUCUUCUUCGGCUCUUUGGGAUUAUUACAACUCCAAUACGAUAAGGAGCAGCAGUGGGUUGGCUAUAAUAUUCGGAGCGAGUGCGAGGAUUUUGGAUGGAAGGAGGGCGAGCUAUGGUGGGAAGGGAGCUGUUGUGGCAACGUAUUCAUCAAGAGGCCCUGACCUCAACAAUGCUCGUUUAGAGACUGCCGAUGUACUUAAGCCUAACAUCAUGGCUCCUGGUUCUUCCAUAUGGGCUGCUUGGACUCCUAAUAGUGUAGGAGAUGAAUACAUCAAAGGGCAAUCUUUCGCGUUGUUGUCCGGAACGAGCAUGGCCGCUCCGCACAUCGCUGGCAUCGCUUCCCUAAUAAAGCAGAAGCACCCCAACUGGAGCCCGGCCGCUAUCACCUCGGCAAUGAUGACGACGGCCAACGUCACAGACCUCUCCGGCGCCCCAAUCGCAGCUCAGUACACCAACAAGGUUGCCCCGGCCACGCCCUUUGACCUCGGGGCAGGGCUCGUCAACCCUUCCCGGGCCCUGGACCCGGGGCUUGUGUUGGACGCCUCGUUCAGGCACUACGUGGAGUUCCUGUGCGCGGUCCCCGGCGUGGACGACAUGUCCAUCAGGAGGGCCGUCGGGGUAGGAUGCCCGGCCCCGGACAAGAGGAUGGAGUGGUGCUCAGAUUUGAACUUGCCGAGCAUAACGGUUUCCAACUUGGUUGGGUCAAGAAAGGUGAGUCGAAGAGUGACGAAUGUGGGAGGUGAAGAUGAGAUGUAUAGAGUCGUUGUGCAAGAGCCUUGGGGGGUUAAGAUUGGCGUUGCGCCGAGCGUGUUCAAGAUUCGUGUGAACGCGUCGAGGUAUAUCAUAAUCCGCAUGGAUGCGACGCAGAGAAGCAAUGCUUACGCUUUUGGGGAGAUGGUGUUGAGAGGAAACAAAGGUCAUGUGGUUCGACUUCCCAUUUCUGUGUUUGUUAGCAGCGUCUUAUAGUCUUAAGUAUAUGCCCAUCUUAUUUCUUUAUGCCUUUUUAGGGUCCAUUACUUUUAAUGGAAAAGUAAAGAACACUUAUGUUUUCACCAUUUUUCUAACAUUUUUGAAUGUUUACUAU